AAACAAUUCAUUUCACUCACUAUAUGACAUUACAAUAAAGUUCGAUAUAAUUCUCGCCAUUUUUAAUUUAUAAUUUAUAUUACCUAAACCAAAUAACUUUUAAUCAAUUUUAAAAUGAAUGUUAUUUGUUUGACAGUUAUUUCUGAUAAGUAAGAGAUAAAGGAAAAGUUUGGUUCAUAGCAUACGGUUUGGUUUUGGUUUUGGUUUUAUAUUCGAUCGAUUCUCGGUUAUGUGUCGAUCCUGUAGACGUGUUCUCUCAAAUAUCGCCUUGUUUACAAACAGAAGAUUUUCACGAGAAUUGAUAUAGGGUGAUCGAUUUAUAAAAGUUUGAAAGAACAUGGAUCUUGACAGUCUAUUCAAAAGAUAUUUUUAAAUUUUCAUCUAAAUUUUAUUUUACAAUAAAAAUAAAUUAUUUAAUUUAUAUGUUAAUUUUAUUGAAAGAGUUCUCUUCAUUUAUAUUUAACAGUAGAUAUCUUUUUUAAUAUGGAACAGCUGCAAAUAAUUGAAGCAAAAGUAAUUUGGAUGCCUAUUAAUGAUAUUUUAUUUGUUGUGAAUCAGAUCAAUGAAUAUCUUGGACUUCAGUUAAUAGAUGUGAAAGAAUUAACACAAAAUCUUGAAUAUUAUGAAGAAAAUUAUACUGUAUUUAAUUGUAAAAUUAUACUUGCUGAACCUUUUUCAGAAUAUGUGCAGGAAAUAAUACAUAAAUGGUGUAAUAAAGAAAUCAUUGGUGAUAAUCGCAAAUGGUUAUCCUUGAAUGAUAUUGAAAAACUUCAUUUAGAUUUUAUAUUAGCAGAUAAACAGAUAGAAGCAGAAAGUUUUUCUUUUGGAACAGUUGUUGAAUUAAAUGAUUUUGUCGAGUUUUAUGGUUCCCAAAAACAGAACUCUGAUGAGAAUUUAGAAUAUGCCAUAAAUGAAAUUGAAGUUUCAUUUGAGCAUGAUUGUGAAAAGUUCUCUUUAUUUUUUGUUGUUUCAAGAAAAGAAACUUAUAUUAAAGAACCAAAUGAUGAAAUUGCUUUGCCUCACCACUUUGAAUUUGAUUAUUCAAACAUUUCUAGAAUGUUACUAAAUAAGGUAUCAGAUUCAGAUAAUUUGGAAAUUUAUCUUUACUUAAAAUAUCCUCCAUUAAUAUAUGGAAUUGAAGAACGACAGAAACCAGAAUAUUUUGAUGAUGAAAGUUCGAGUGAAGAUUUGGAUCCAGUUCCAUUUCGAAAGACCAAAUUUGCAGACUGUUUGGAAUCAGAUAUUACCUUAUCGACAGUAUUAAAGUUAGAAAUUCCUUGGUAUUCUGCUUGGGAAGCUGUCUGUAAUUUUGUACACAAUUGUAAAGAAGUUGAGUGCUUUAUUUCUCCAAUUUGUACAAGUUUUAAGAAUGAAAUAUAUCCUGUUCCAAAAAUUGAAGUUAAUUUCAAUUGUAAUUAUGCUUUGCAGUGUAUUCUUUCCAGGAAUAAUGACAUUAUCAUGCAGUUACACAUGAGGAAUGAAUUAAUAUCAGUUGAACAAAAAUUAAAUGAGCUUGCAAGUCAGGAUCCAAAUGCAUUAGAAAAGGCAUUAUAUAAAAUAUAUUUUGCAUUGGAAAGAAAAAAUAUUGUGAUAUUUUCUAAUGCUCUGAAUUCUCUUUUUUCAAAAUACAAUGGUAUUCCUAAUUUAAAUAGUGAUUACUCUAAUUUAGUGAGUUUAAGACAAGCUGUAUUAACUCCUACAAGAAUAAUUUUCUUAAGUCCACUGACAUAUUUAAACAAUGGAUUAUUUAAAAAGUUUGAUGCAGAUUAUGCCAUCCAUUUAUCUGUGAGAGAUGAGAAUUUUCAAUAUUUAACAGAUUCAUUAACAGAAGAAUCAUCACAAAAUAAAAUUAUUCCUACAAUUGAAAAAAAAUUAAAAGAAGGAUUUAAAAUUGGCAAUAGACAAUAUAAUAUCUUAGGAUAUAAUUCUAAAAUGCUAAAAGAUCACUCUAUAAUGUUCUGUGCAGAAGAUUCAAAUGGAAAUGGUAUGGAAACUAUUUUAAAAAGCAUAUCAAAGUCAAAGCAAUUGAAAGAUACCAUUGGGCACAUGAAAUUUAUGGAAGAAAUGCUAACAGAAUCUUUAACUUCAUUAGAAGUCAAUGGAAUAAAUAUCUCAGAAAUCCAUGAUAAAUGCAUUCCAUCUGGAAGUGGUAGAAUAUCUCCUGAAGUUAUAAAAAUGGUCUGUGAUAAAUUAGAAUUAGAUUAUAUUCCAUCUGCUAUGAAGGUUUUAUAUGGAGGAUGUGAACUAACAUUAUCCAUGUGGCCAUGUUUGGAAGGAAAACAAAUUAUUUUCAAUAAGAGUGAAAAUAAUAUCUCAUCUUGUAAUUCCCAUAUAGAAAUUUUAAAAAUCAGCAAACCAAAACUUGUUCAUCUUAAUCGUUUUCUCGUCAUGAUACUGUCACAAUUAAAUGUUAAGGAUGUAACAUUUUUUAAUCUUCAAGAAAAAAUGUUGAAAACUAUGUUAAGAUGUUUUAUUGAUGAAAAAAAGGCAAAGCAUUUAUUUAAAGCACAUAAUUUAUUUUGUAUCAAUUAUGAUGAUUUGCAAGAGGAUUUUGAAUUAUUACAAGAACCAUUUUUUCAGUCAUUACUGCAAACAAUUAUUCUGAAGCAAUUGGAAAACUUACGAAAAGAUACGCAAAUAUCAAUUCCUUCCAGCAAGGGUAGAACUAUGCUUGGAAUUGUAGAUGAAACAAAGUUAUUAAAUCCUGGAGAAGUAUUUUUGCAAUGUUCUAAAGACAUAUGGAACAAUAAUACAGAAACUGAUAUUAUAACUGGCUCUGUAUUAAUUGUUAGAAGUCCAUGUAUACAUCUCAGUGAUGUUCAGAAGUUUACAGCUGUUGAUAUUGAAGAAUUACAUCAUAUCAAAGAUUGCAUUGUUUUCUCACAAAAAGUACAGCAAAAUUCAAUGAAAGUAUCUUAUGGAGAUGAAUAUUUAGUAAUUUGGAUGGAUGAAUUACAGUUUCCUUGUUUGAAUCCUUUAGUCAAGGAAGAAGAAGAAAUUUUACAAUCCUGUCAAAAAGGCAGGAUUUGCAUUAGAUAUUAUAAGAAUAUUAUGGUCAUGCAAACAAUUAGAAAUGAUGGUAUCUUAUGGAGAUGAAUAUUUAGUAAUUUGGAUGGAUGAAUUACAGUUUCCUUGUUUGAAUCCUUUAGUCAAGGAAGAAGAAGAAAUUUUACAGUCUGUGAUAAAAAUACAAGGGAAGCAGCACAUCCACCGCUUCCAUGAUGGCACGCCACUGAUAAAGCAACUCAGGAUUGAUAAAUUUCUCAUAAAAAAUUUAAUUUGUUUCAUUGUAUUUUCUUCUGAGUUUUCAUUUAGACUACUGUAUAUUCAAUUGUUUUUUAUGUUGAUUUUACUUUCCCAGCUAUUAUGUAUACAUAACACAAGAUGAGGUAAAGAUCUAGAAAUGAAAUUUGGCAUGGCAGCUUGUGUAUAAGGGACAUCGAUGCUAUUAAAUUUUGGUUCUUAAUUAAAGAUAGACAGGAUGGAGACAUAGAAGGAGUCAUGUGUCAUAUCUCGAGUGGGGUCAGACUUAAUGAAGAUGUUAUGCAUUAUUAUCGUUUACAAUUUUAUAUGAAACUGAUUACUACCCUCAAAAUUAAGCUUUAUAUUGUAAUUAAAAAAUAUAAAAGUUAUGAGAUUACUUAGAGAAUAAUAUCAAUAGCAGGGAAAGCUAUGCAACUCAUUGCUGGAUUUUUUUGUAUUUCAUAUUAAAUUUUCUAUAUUUGGGCUUUUUGCUUAUUUCUACUUAACUGAUUUCAUCAAGAACACCUACAUCCCUCUUUCUGCAUAAGGUGACCACAUGGAGCUUGUCCCUUCAGUGGUCACAUUAAUAGCGGGUUUCACUGUAUUCAAAAUUGAAUUCUUGUUUACUUGUUUAUCAUGGAAGAAUGGCUGAAUCAAUUUCUAUUCACAUAAAUAUUACUACUGUAAUUAUAUUUUUCAGAAAGUUAUAAACUAUUUUGAAAUAGAUUAAAUUACCAGUAUUCAAAAGAAAUAACUUCUAUUUAUUACUUAAUUUAUGUAUUUAUUUGAAUUUU
Molecule: messenger RNA, 4037 nt
Organism: Centruroides sculpturatus (bark scorpion)
Lineage: Eukaryota; Metazoa; Arthropoda; Arachnida; Scorpiones; Buthidae
Product: probable RNA-dependent RNA polymerase SHL2
Exons: 9
Coding region: 484-3096 (870 amino acids)
Biological process (GO): siRNA processing
Cellular component (GO): nuclear RNA-directed RNA polymerase complex
Molecular function (GO): RNA-directed RNA polymerase activity
Source: RefSeq, a predicted model, not a curated record